Messenger RNA from Fusarium poae, 516 nucleotides. RefSeq lists its product as uncharacterized. The coding region runs from base 1 to 516 and encodes 171 amino acids. The record is from RefSeq and is a predicted model, not a curated record. Gene Ontology annotation, molecular function: zinc ion binding. NCBI's taxonomy places the organism in Eukaryota, Fungi, Ascomycota, Sordariomycetes, Hypocreales, Nectriaceae. The transcript is spliced from 4 exons.
AUGGAGAAACCUACUGUUACUCAGAAUAACUACAACCAGCCUGAGCAGUCUCAGUACCCUGAGCAUACUACUCAACAGGACGUUCACAACCAGCAGCAUCCGCCGCAGUACGAUAAUCGAGACUUUAGCUCUCCUCUCGCUCAACCACCACUUACAAACAACCCAACCAAUCCACCGCCUACACACCAACCACAAGGUCAAAAGGAUGGAGUCUUUCCACCAGCGCAGCAGCAGCAGCAGAAUUACCAGAGCAUGCCCAUCCAGAACCUACAAAGCCAAAGUGCACCUGUAGUCUGUCCAAGCUGUGGAGUUAGAGCCAUGACAGUGACAAAGGCCGAGUCUGGAGGAAUGACGCAUGCUAUUGCGGCGGGUGUAUGCUUUUUCGCUUGUUUGGGUUGUAUUCCCUAUUGUAUCUCUUCGCUGAAGGAUGUUCAUCAUCAGUGCGGAAACUGUAACAUGCCACUUGCUGAUUACCACCGAAGUGGUAGAACUGAAGUGCGCUGUUUCCAGAAGUAG